AUGUGUGCAUGUGUGUUACAGAGCCUUUGGACGCUUGACAAUUGGAAGCCGUUCAAUGACUUCAAGGGGGCGGAUAUGAAUCUUGUCAUGGAGAUAAACCGCAACUACGCCGACUGGGCGGACAAACUGUGCGGGAAAAUCAUCCCUGUCCGUGGUAAUUUCUUCUGUUACACCAAACACGAACCAGUUGGCGUCUGUGGGCAGAUUAUUCCAUGGAAUUUCCCGCUGUUGAUGAUGGCCUGGAAGAUCGGCCCAGCCCUUGCGUGUGGAAACACAGCGGACCUCAAGCCUACGGAGCAGUCGCCGCUCACCGCCCUUUAUGUUUGCUCCCUCAUUAAAGAGGCUGGUUUCCCGCCCGGUGUGGUAAACGUGGUUCCCGGAUAUGGUCCCACGACUUGCGCCGCCAUUACCAGCCACCCUGAUAUCAGAAAAGUCGCUUUCACAGGAUCUGCCGAGGCUGGCAAAAUCGUGAUGGUGGGAGCGGCCGAAAGCAACAUGAAGCCGGUUACCCUGGAGCUGGGAUGCAAGAGUCCCGUCAUAGUCUGCAAGGACGCAGACCUGGACAAGGUGGUGGAAUUGGCCAACAACGCCAUCUUUUUCAAAAUGGGUCGGGGAGAUCAUGAGCAACCAGGGGGCUUCUCCACAUUGACAUCAGGGAGAUCAAGAGUAACCGGGAGGCUUCUCCACAUUGACAUCCGGGAGAUCAUGAGUAACCAGGGGGCUUCUCUACAUUAA
Messenger RNA from Mya arenaria, 735 nucleotides. RefSeq names its product aldehyde dehydrogenase, mitochondrial-like. The record is from RefSeq and is a predicted model, not a curated record. The transcript has 7 exons. The coding region runs from base 1 to 735 and encodes 244 amino acids. Gene Ontology annotation, molecular function: aldehyde dehydrogenase (NAD+) activity. NCBI's taxonomy places the organism in Eukaryota, Metazoa, Mollusca, Bivalvia, Myida, Myidae.